AUGCAAGUUAUCAUGCGCCGCUUAUCGAUUGUGGAUAAAGGGAAAAACAUAAUGAAUAUCAAGGUCAAGAUCCCGACUCCCUCACUUUACAGAGCAUUUCACGUCUCGCGAUCCCACUCUCGAGUAAUCGCAACACAACCUUUGAGGGCAAAGGAGUCGUCGGUUUCAGCAAAAUAUCCAGUAAUUGAUCACACGUACGAUGCUAUUGUAGUUGGUGCCGGUGGUGCCGGUUUACGCGCUGCUUUUGGCCUUGCGGAGUCUGGUUUGAACACCGCGUGUAUCACAAAAUUAUUUCCCACAAGAUCGCACACUGUGGCCGCACAGGGUGGUAUCAACGCCGCUCUGGGCAAUAUGACUGAAGACGACUGGCGUUGGCAUAUGUAUGACACUGUCAAGGGUAGCGACUGGCUCGGAGAUCAGGAUGCAAUACAUUAUAUGUGUCGCGAAGCACCUGAUGCCGUCAUUGAACUUGAACAUUACGGUGUUCCCUUCUCACGAACUGAAGAGGGUAAAAUUUAUCAAAGAGCUUUUGGUGGUCAAAGUUUAAAGUACGGACAGGGUGGUCAGGCCUAUCGAUGCGCAGCGGUAGCCGACCGCACUGGUCAUUCUUUAUUACACACAUUAUAUGGACAAUCAUUGAGACAUAAUACCAAUUUUUUCAUUGAAUACUUUGCCAUCGAUCUUUUAAUGGAGAAUGACGUGUGUCGAGGUGUGAUCGCCAUAAAUAUGGAAGAUGGCACCUUGCAUCGAUUUCGCGCACAUAAAACAGUAUUAGCUACUGGUGGUUAUGGGCGCACAUAUUUCUCGUGCACCAGUGCUCACACAUGUACUGGUGACGGAAACGCGAUGGUUGCUCGUGCCGGGUUACCUCUGCAAGACAUGGAAUUUGUACAAUUUCAUCCCACUGGAAUUUACGGAGCCGGCUGUCUUAUCACCGAAGGUACGUUUCUAUCCUAUUUCUAUCCACCUGUCCAUCCUGCCGAAGGUGAAGUAACCGUCAGUCACAAUAACACCCAGGGUCUAGAGGAGAAGGGUGAACGUUUCAUGGAACGGUAUGCCCCUACGGCAAAAGAUUUGGCGUCAAGAGAUGUUGUUUCACGUUCGAUGACCAUUGAAAUUCGUGAGGGUCGUGGAGUAGGUCCCGAACACGAUCAUAUAUACUUGCAACUUUCUCAUUUGCCCGCCGAGGUUUUGCGCGAACGCUUGCCUGGUAUAUCUGAAACUGCUGCUAUUUUUGCUGGAGUUGACGUCACCAAAGAACCAAUCCCAGUGCUACCGACUGUUCAUUACAACAUGGGCGGUAUACCAACGCGUUACACGGGCGAAGUAAUAUCGGUUGACGAGGUGAUCCAGG
This is a messenger RNA of Acaulospora colombiana, 1354 nucleotides long. NCBI's taxonomy places the organism in Eukaryota, Fungi, Glomeromycota, Glomeromycetes, Diversisporales, Acaulosporaceae. The record is from the annotation of a GenBank genome assembly.